AUGAGUUCCCCAAGCAACAAAAAAUAUAGCGAAUUCUUAGCGAAUAUUUCACUAAUGGUGGCUAAAGUCUCAGUCGCAAUUUAUCUUAUCAAACAAACACCACCGAGCAUUUCAAGCUAUGACUUUGUCAGAUUCCUUCAGAAUCAGUAUAAAAGAAGGGAGGAGGAGAAAGAAGCACUUAUUAAUUAUUACUUCUCAAAUAUACAGCAGCCAAGUGACCAUGAUUCAAAGUGUGGGAUCAGACUUAAAUAUGAAACUAAAACAACAGACCGUGACACCUACACAACUUUUAAUUCAAGUCAAUUAAAAAUGAUUAAGUUCAGUUUGCAGAAUAUAACGGUAUUUCCUAGGAAUCAAGCAGUAAAUCAAAUGAAAUUUUUUUUACAAGGAAUUUUCUUUUCAUCCUACAAUAUACUUUUUCAUGCUUUUAAAGAAAAUUGUACGGAGGGAUUGAUUACUUCAAGGAAAAUGAAUACCUUCAUCAGUAUGAAGGAAGACGCGGAAUACACGUUUCGUUUAUGGAUUAAGAAGACAAUGGAGUUGUUAAACGAAAGCCCGGAUAGCGUGAUUCAAUGUCUUGAAAUGCUGAGAUAUUUUAUCAUUCUCGAAGAUGUGUCUCAAGAAACAUAUAGUGAUCUUUGGGAUUCAGCAAAACUUGAGUUCAAUUUAAUUCUUUCUAGUUCGUUCAAAGCCUAUUUAAACACAUUAUGUCGUACUGCUAUUAUCCAAUUCACUACUGAGUUUAUGAAUAGUAUAUUUGAAAAGCUUCUUAAAAAUUUUCAGACAUUGUUUUCAAGUCAAGGGAAAUUACUGUUCUUGCAAGCUAGCAAAUGUGCCCGUAUCAUAUGCCUCUCCAUAAAUCUUUUAAAAUCGUUUAGUGAUGAUGAUCAAAUAUUUGACAGAAUACAAGCCUUGCAUUGGGUACAGACUUUAGAUAGAUGCCUUAAGUUACAACAAUCAUCGAAUAAUCAGACAGAAAGAUUUCCAACUGUUCAACUUACUGGACUAAUGUUUACCAUAUUUGUUUUAAAAAAUAAAAUUAUAAAACAUACUGUAAAGUCUUAA
Messenger RNA from Schistosoma turkestanicum, 1065 nucleotides. NCBI's taxonomy places the organism in Eukaryota, Metazoa, Platyhelminthes, Trematoda, Strigeidida, Schistosomatidae. The record is from the annotation of a GenBank genome assembly.